UUUCCGCAUUUUUUUUGUUCCUUUCGUAACAUAUUUAUUCACUAACUUUUUAAAAAAUGUUAAAACACGGUUUCUAUAAUUUCUUCAAUCAUACAAUUCGUAAUAUCGGUAGACCUCAAAAGUAUUUAACAACAAUAACAGCAAAUUGCAAUGCGAAAGCAGAAGUUGAGUUUUCACCGGCUGCUGAAUCGGACAAACAACAGCCCGGUAGUUUACAAUUCCAAAAUUAUACCACAGAAGAGAAAGAAAAAGUACUUAGUAUUUUGAAUAAUGAAGACGUUAAUAGGAUUUUAAGUUAUGACAUUGCCAAAACACGCGCUGCAAAGUUAAUAACAUGGAAGAAGCGCAAUGGGCCAUUGAAAAGUAUAGAAGAUAUACUACUCAUAGAAGGAUUUGGCUUAAAGGUAGUUGAUAAAUUCUACAAAAGUAUACUUGAGAGUAAUUCAGGGAAUAGUCAAGUACCACGUUCAGCUCGUCAACGUACCGCUGGCUUCAUAACCCCACCAAUCGAUGUUGAACAUCGGAAAGAAAUCAAAUCAUGCCUUUCAUUACGUAUUGGAGUUUCCAGUGUAUCAUGGGCUCGUCUAGAAUUGCCUGAAACAGAGAGUGUAAAUGAGCCAUGCACCUUAACGCAUUGGCAACAUCAUGAAAUCACAGAGAAAAAAAUGCAUUUGGGUGACUUGGUGCAACGUUUAUUAUAUGUAGAUCAUCUUAUUCCCAAAGCGGACUGCUAUCUUCUGGAAAAUCCCCAAUUGGCUCAAAUAAAUAGCAAUCCGGGGAGUGUUGAUCAACAAAAUAUAAGUGUACAAAAAUCACAAGUAAUUGCAGUGCUGGCAUUUGCACUCUGUUCGCGGGAAAGACAUACUGAAGUAUUACAAAUUGAUCAAGCUGGUGAGGAGAACAAUGGGAAGAAAUCAGCAGAUAGACGAUCAAAUGUUUUUUAUCUUCGACGCUUUUUGACUGCACGCCUGUUCAGUCAAUUGGUGGGAACUGAACGCGUAUCUUCAGAGGAAACAGUUCUACAACUUAUGCGUACCCAUUUUAAUAUAAAAUCGGUCAUGUUACAAGAUUUGCGAGAAAGUGGGUGGAACAGUAAUGAUGUGCAAGAUCAAAAUCUAUCCUUACGUGGCAACGUACAAUUUCCACAAGAGCAUAGAGAAAUGUUUUCACGAGCAGGACGUUAUCAGCGUGAAUUUUUGGGCCAAUCACUGUUACUUAAUUUAGCAUUUGUUCGUCUUGUUUUGCUGCAAGAUGAAAAAAGUAUUGCGACAGUAACACGAACGCAAGCUAAGACGGACUCGACGCAGCUGAACGAAAAAUAAUAAUGUGACAUAUGUAUGUGUAUAAUUUGAUUGUUUUAUUUUUAUUAACUUGUGUAAAAUAAGGCUCAAAAGAUGUAUGUGCAUCUAUUAUAAUUUUCAAAAUAAAAACUUGUUAAAUCCUGUUUCUAAACAUUA
Ceratitis capitata (Mediterranean fruit fly) is the source of this 1457-nucleotide messenger RNA. RefSeq lists its product as uncharacterized. The record is from RefSeq and is a predicted model, not a curated record. Bases 57 to 1322 code for a protein of 421 amino acids. Lineage: Eukaryota; Metazoa; Arthropoda; Insecta; Diptera; Tephritidae. Gene Ontology annotation, molecular function: DNA polymerase processivity factor activity. Gene Ontology annotation, cellular component: mitochondrial nucleoid. The transcript has 3 exons. Gene Ontology annotation, biological process: transcription elongation by mitochondrial RNA polymerase; mitochondrial transcription.